Molecule: messenger RNA, 1135 nt
Organism: Camelina sativa (false flax)
Lineage: Eukaryota; Viridiplantae; Streptophyta; Magnoliopsida; Brassicales; Brassicaceae
Product: light-harvesting complex-like protein 3 isotype 2, chloroplastic
Source: RefSeq, a predicted model, not a curated record
CAAAGCUUCAUUUCAAACCACACAUUCAAAAACGAACUCUGAAAACAAAAAAAAAACUUCAGAGCAGAGGAGAGAGAAGAGAAGAGAGAGAGAUCUAUGUCUAUAUCCAUGGCGUUGUUCUCUCCACCAAUCUCAUCAUCACUUCAAAACCCUAACCUCAUCCCCAAGAUCCCAUCCUCUCUCCUCUUCUCCUCCACCAAACGUUUCUCUCUCGUCUCCGUCGUCCCUCGUGCUUCCUCCGACAAUGGUACGACUUCACCUGUUUCCGCCACCGUCGCGGAGAUUCCGAAACCUGAGGCUGUGGCUGUAGAGGAAGCUCCCGUGAAACCUCCGGUUGAAAGCUCCUCCGCUUCUGAAAACGACGCCGUCGAGACUGACCCGAGCACAACGACGACUGUGAUCAAAUUCGAGAAUGCGAAGUGGGUUAAUGGAACUUGGGAUCUGAAACAGUUCGAGAAAGAUGGCAAAACAGAUUGGGACUCUGUAAUCGUUUCUGAGGCAAAGAGGAGAAAAUGGCUUGAAGAUAACCCGGAAACAACUAGUAACGACGAGCCUGUACUCUUUGAUACUUCGAUUAUUCCAUGGUGGGCAUGGAUGAAGAGAUACCAUCUACCUGAAGCUGAGCUACUCAAUGGUCGUGCUGCGAUGAUAGGGUUCUUUAUGGCUUACUUUGUUGAUAGCCUUACCGGAGUAGGACUUGUUGAUCAAAUGGGGAACUUCUUUUGCAAAACACUCUUGUUUGUGUCUGUAGCUGGAGUUCUGUUCAUCCGAAAGAACGAAGAUUUUGACAAACUCAAGGAUCUGUUCGAUGAGACAACGUUAUAUGACAAGCAAUGGCAAGCUGCAUGGAAAGAGCCUGAUUCAACGACAGUGUCUUCAAAGAAGUGAGCAAGCCCCGUUCUUACAUCUUUUGUUUUCCGCUUUCGAAAAUCUGUGAAUCAGUUAAAGUCUCUCUCUACUGAACUACUGAUCUUCCUCAGAUUUGUAAUCUUUCUGCUUUAAAAAAUCUCUCUGAAGUAGUCCACAAAGAAAAAUGUAUCGAAAAUUUAGGAAAAGGUCUUUGACUUUGUAAAGCAGACCUAUUCCGUUUUAACUAUUUGAUAAGUUGAUCAAUGGGAGAUUUUUUUUAAUGCUU